Messenger RNA from Acaulospora morrowiae, 357 nucleotides. The record is from the annotation of a GenBank genome assembly. Lineage: Eukaryota; Fungi; Glomeromycota; Glomeromycetes; Diversisporales; Acaulosporaceae.
AUGCUGCCAAUCAUUUCAUAUCAACUGGAUUUUCUGCUUGCAGAAAUAGUAUGCGGAAAAUCGUAUGCUGUACAAAAGUGGGUCGUGCUGCACACGGUUUUGUCUUUAGAACUGGGGACUGCUGUUAGAAUUGGUAUGCUUCUUGUGUACCAGGCGGCAUAUGUUAAGUGCAAACGGCUAAAGUGGAAUCUUAAAAAAACAUGCGUGUGGCAGGUGGAAACAGACCUGCUGGUGUAUGAUUUACUGCCGGCUUAUAAAAACUGGCAGUAUUAUGGCUUCUGGUUAUAUGAAAGUGAAACGCCACCUUUUGAUACCCGGGAUUUGUGCCCUAGGAAAUCGGAGCUGUAUAAUACAUGA